AUGUGGUGUAAUAAAUUGUUCAACAAAAUUUUAGACAAGGAGACGUUGGAAAAUUAUGUUGAUUUGACGUAUUUAAGAAAAAGCGAAAUACGUCGCAUUGUGAAACUACUUCAUGAUAUAAAUCCUGGGACAUUGGUGAAAAAUAUUCAGCAUCGAUUUACUUUGGAAGAAAUUGAUAUUAUCUUACCACAAAUUCAAUGUUCCCCGUUUCGCGAUUCUAUAUAUCGUGUCUUUUCAUCGAAAAAGGAUAAUUUACUAAGUUUGGAAGAUGUUUUGGACCUGUGCUCUGCCUUUUCGGAAAACUGUCCAGUUGACGUUCAAGCCUCCUGGGCUUUUCAAAUUUUUG
Ceratina calcarata is the source of this 346-nucleotide messenger RNA. Its product is annotated as calcium and integrin-binding protein 1. NCBI's taxonomy places the organism in Eukaryota, Metazoa, Arthropoda, Insecta, Hymenoptera, Apidae. The record is from RefSeq and is a predicted model, not a curated record. The transcript has 3 exons. The annotation marks the transcript as partial. Gene Ontology annotation, molecular function: calcium ion binding; magnesium ion binding.